AUGCAUAUCCUUACGACAGUAGCAAGUUUGGUUAUAAUUGCAGUCUUGGCCAAUUCGAUUACUGAAGCGAGACCACAAAGUUCCGAAAAUGGUCUGCAAAUUUUGCAUAAAUUGGUUAAACGUAAUUGCUAUUGUCCACCAUCAUCUUGUGGUUGUGUAUCGCUAGCUCUCACGUUUCAUAUUUCUUGCUCAUGCCCACAGAUCUGUAACUGUGCACCUCCACCGCCACCACCACCGCCACCGCCACCACCGCCACCGCCACCGCCACCACCACCACCG
Molecule: messenger RNA, 279 nt
Organism: Thelazia callipaeda (thelaziosis nematode)
Lineage: Eukaryota; Metazoa; Nematoda; Chromadorea; Rhabditida; Thelaziidae
Source: the annotation of a GenBank genome assembly